UACCUGAUGGGGCGUACACUCCCCCGCACCCCACCCGACUGCUCCGGGGGCAAAAUCUGAGUCCGUUUCUGACUAUGGGGCUAACGGGUGAAAACUCCGCAUUUAAGCGGACCCAGCCGCAAACUCUAUCAUCCCCCAGUGGGAGAGGCCGCGACCCCGGCGCUUAGCUCCCAGGCCGCGGGGGAGGGGGCCAGGCUCGGAGUACGCCCCGGGCACCAGCAGAGCGGCACCCGCUGGGGGCUCCGGCAGCGCGCGGCGCCGAGCACUACAGCGCCCACAGAGCUGCGCGCGCCGCCCGCCCUCGGCGAAGGGGCUGCUGGGAAUUGUAGUCCCAGGCCGAGCAAGGGGAAGAUGGCGGUGCCCAAGGCCGCGGUGGCGCUGAGGCACGUGAAGAGCGUCAUGGUCCGGUUCUGCCCUUUCCAGACCAAGGUGGAAACCACACGAAUAUUUCUUGAACAUGUAAACAGUAAAAAAGCUCGUGCCUCCAAUAUCAACUGUGUAGUGACAACAGAUGUAAGGCACGAUGGAUCUGAACCAGUUGUAGACAUCAUGUUUGCUGAUGGAGACAGAUUGAUAAUGAAAGGAGCCAACUUGACAGCAGCAGAAAUGUUAUCAGCUUUCAACUCCAGAUGCAUAGCAAAAGACCUGAAGGCAGAAGAGAAAACUAAGAAAAAGAGUGCUUGAAGAUCAAAGAAACAAUUAUGUUUAAAAUUGUUUAGGCAUGUGAAAAGCAAUGAGCAGCUUUUGUUAUCAGAACUACAUAGGAAACUUCACUGAUAACUGACAUGAAAUCUUAAAAAGAGAUAUGGACAAAAUGCUAGCCAGUUCAACAUACGGCUGAAUGAUUCGUAUAAAUAUAUAUUUUUCCUGAGGAAAAUACAAUGGAGAAGCUAAAAUCAUUAACUCUGGCAGGGUUGGCAAGUCUUGGAUGCACAAAUAAAUUCCUCUAGCCAUAUACACAAACUGUCAGUGUUUUGACCAUGCACACACUGAUCAAUGCCAUGCCUAUUUGUAUAUUAAUAUGAAUAAUGAAGAUGAGCCUAAUAAAUUUGUUACAAAUAGAAAAA
Messenger RNA from Dermochelys coriacea (leatherback sea turtle), 1067 nucleotides. RefSeq names its product mitochondrial ribosomal protein L53 (gene MRPL53). Bases 352 to 684 code for a protein of 110 amino acids. Gene Ontology annotation, cellular component: mitochondrial large ribosomal subunit. The transcript is spliced from 3 exons. The record is from RefSeq and is a predicted model, not a curated record. Lineage: Eukaryota; Metazoa; Chordata; Testudines; Dermochelyidae.